Molecule: messenger RNA, 1857 nt
Organism: Aspergillus calidoustus
Lineage: Eukaryota; Fungi; Ascomycota; Eurotiomycetes; Eurotiales; Aspergillaceae
Source: the annotation of a GenBank genome assembly
AUGGAGGGUGUCUGGAUGGCAGCCGGGAAAAGGCAAGGCGUGGGGAACCUGCAGUCCUGCACAGACCAGACAGAGCACAGACUGAAUCUGGAUUCCGAUCAAAUGCCGGGAAGCUGCAAUACCCGCGCUGCGAGGGGAAAUUCUGUCCGCUCCUCCAUGGGACCCUUCAAGGACCUUUUAGGGGAAUAUUGUCCGCCUACGCCCAUGUAUGAACCCAGGUAUAAGAGGGGUCGGGAUCAUCAAGAUGACUUUGUCUCGGUCUACAGCUUGAGCAAGUCAGUCAAAAUGAUCACAGUCACCUACGCUGCUGUCAUCGGCCUUUUGGCCCUGGUCUACUUUGUGGUAAGGCCGGUCUUUGAAUAUUUCCGGGACCCAAAGGGCCUCCGCCGGUACCCUAACAUGUCAACGUUUUCUGGCAUCUCGGCCAUCCCCUUCAUGAUCAUGGCUUCUCGCGGGUUCCGGUCACUCGAACUCCAGAAGCUCCAUCAGAGGCACCCUGUCCUUCGCACAGGUCCGAACACUCUGUCCUACGGCGACGUUCGUGCCAUCAAGGACAUCUACGGGCAUAACACGCGCUGCAUCAAGGACCCUUCAUACAUCGUCACAGCCGGCACUCACUACCACCUUGCGGAUGUGGUUGACAAACCUGACCAUGCGCGAAAACGCAAGGUCCUCUCAUCCGCAUACGCGCUCAAGAACCUCGAGUCUUGGGAGCACAAAGUCAGCGACAAAAUCGCCCGACUGGUCAAGCACUUUGACACCAUCUGCACCGCACCCCUUCCCGCCGGCCAGGAACGCCCCGACCCCGCCGACCUAAAGGUCGAUUUCCGCGCCUGGACCAACUACUUUACGCUUGAUGCGAUCGCAGAUAUUGGACUCAGCGAGAAGCUCGGAUUCCUCGACCAGGGAAAUGACAUGUGCACCGCGGAGCGCAAAGAUGGGACUACAUACCGCACCUCCCUCCGCGAAGCUCUUUACCCAACAGCCCGCAAACAGUCCUACAUCCUCUGGAACUACGACCUUUACCCUGCGCUGAACAGACUUGUCAACGUCAUUCCUUACUUCGCCAAGAUGCAGACUUCCGCGGACACCUGGGAAGACAUUGUCUGGCACCGCUCGAUGCAGCGCCGCCGGCGCUACGAAGCCGGAGAAAAACUCGAAGACUUCUUCGCCGCGCUCAUGGAAGACAAAUCCGGGAAACCGCACGGCCUAGAAUGGGGCGAAGCCGUCGCCGAAAUCAACAUCAUGAUGAACGCCGGCUCCGUGACGACCGCAAUCGCAAUCACGAACGUCAUGUACCAGCUGCUGAAGAACCCCGAAUGCCUCCGCAUGCUCCGUGAGGAAAUCGACUCGAUCUACGACGACGACACCGAAGUCAUCGCCUCCUACGAUAAAGUAAAACACCUCCCCUACCUCCGCGCCUGCCUCGACGAAUCCCUCCGCAUCUUCCCACCGACUUCCCACGGCCUCCCACGCGAGACACCACCCGAGGGCAUGGAAAUCCUCGGCCAGUGGGUGCCGGGCAAUACAUCCGUCAGCAUGUCCGCGUACGUCGCGCACCGCGACGAAACCGCAUUCCCACAAGCGGACAAGUACAAGCCGGAACGGUGGCUCGGGGAGGAAGGGAAGGCGCUGCAACCGUAUUUCGUGGCGUUCUCGGCUGGUGCGCGGUCGUGCAUUGGGAGGAACAUUUCGUAUCUCGAGCAGACGGUUAUACUGGCGACGCUGGUGAGACGGUAUGAGUUUGCGUUGCCGGGUCCGGAGUGGGAGUUGCAGAGGGAGGAGACGAUGAAUUUGAUUUUGGGUGGGAUGCCGGUUAAAGUUUGGAGGAGGGAGAUUAUUAAUGUUGAGGCUUAG